Molecule: messenger RNA, 987 nt
Organism: Drosophila obscura
Lineage: Eukaryota; Metazoa; Arthropoda; Insecta; Diptera; Drosophilidae
Exons: 4
Coding region: 90-548 (152 amino acids)
Source: RefSeq, a predicted model, not a curated record
AUUAGCCAAGCUGAAGUGAAAAUCGUUAGUCAUGCUCUGAUGCUUUUCUCCAUCGGACACAUUCAAUUCGAGUCUGCCAAGGCAGCAAAAUGAGCAAAUCUUUUCUUAUAUUAGCUCUCCUAAUUGUGUGUGAAAGCAGCUUGACACAUCAGCUGAAACUUGAAUUUCCUUUUAUAGAAAGGGGCAUUGGAUGUGGUCGAAUCAAUGGGACAGUUCCAGCCCCCCAUUUAGGCAGCGAAAUGUGGAUCAUUACCAGAUGGAUGGCAAAUCAAAAGAUGAAACCAUUUAAAUGCUUUCAGGAUGAUUUUCCACCAGAUAUACCUGUAGCCACCCAUGAAAGCGUUUUUCUGGGCACUGACAACAUCACCUUUGCCGUUCAUUUGAUUUGCUUAGACGAAACUUCCUCGGAACAAGAAGAUGACAAACAUUAUUAUUUGGUUCAGACAUACUCCACAAAGAAACAUCCAGUGCAGUCCACGAUGAACAAAAUAAGGAAAAUCCAUGAGGCCCAUGGCCUGCGAAUAAAAUGGUUAAGAGGAUGCAAAUAAGAGUAAAAUUGUGCAUAACUCAACAAUUGUUCAGCUCUCUCGGAUGAGAUUUUUGAGUUUAAAUUUACAACAAAAAACAAUUGCUUCACACUUGGACUGGAAUAAGCCGACGAAAAACUCCAAAAUCCACCAUCAAUAUCACGCUACUAAAAACCGGAGACAACGAAUUUGAAUAUUUCCUAACGCGUUCCUAGAUCGUUUCCAACAGUUUUUUCAAUUGACCUGUCGCCUCCAGCUCUCCAUUAAAAGAUACUCGUAUCUAAAAACUUUAAACUCUAUGACCCACAUGGGUACCUGGCGUAACCAGAUAGAUUGGAAUAUUUUCACACGGAUAUUUUUUGUUUGUUUUUUAGGGCAGAACCAAAACAAGCCAUUUUCAGAUUUUUCCCGUUUUUGUAUUGCUUUUGUUCGAGCCAACCAACGUAAAGUUUUCCAUGUA